Messenger RNA from Fonsecaea multimorphosa CBS 102226, 1299 nucleotides. RefSeq lists its product as uncharacterized. NCBI's taxonomy places the organism in Eukaryota, Fungi, Ascomycota, Eurotiomycetes, Chaetothyriales, Herpotrichiellaceae. Gene Ontology annotation, biological process: fungal-type cell wall organization. The coding region runs from base 1 to 1299 and encodes 432 amino acids. The transcript has 2 exons. Gene Ontology annotation, cellular component: fungal-type cell wall; cell surface. The record is from RefSeq and is a predicted model, not a curated record.
AUGAGGUUCUCGUCGAUUGCCUUGACGGCAUUCGCUGCUUCGGCGACCCUCGCCCAACCGCACGUCCACAAACAUCGACACCUGCACGAGCACAAGGAGCGCGAUGUGACCGAAACCGCUUGGACAGCUGGCCCGACUGCCUACGUUUAUAUGCUCAAUGGCCAGGAACUUUCGCCCGGAGAGGUGUGCGAAGGUCUGGAGGAUCAUGAAUUGAAGUUUGUGGAUGGUCAAGAUCCCGGCGUUUGCUCCCAGGCCUCAACGACUUCCAGCACCUGGUCUUCGACGACCACGACUUCAACCGAAUCGAGUACAACCCCCUCGACCACCACUACCUGGUCGACACCUGCCUCGUCCUCCCCACCGGCCGAGUUCUUCCAGAAUCCAUCUUCUGCAGCUUCGUCCAGCCCAACCGGGUCUGCUAGUUCUAGCUCUGCUUCUGCUCAAUCUUCCUCGGUGUCCUCUGGCGGCACUGGCAUCACUGCUGCGUUUCCCGACGGUCAGCUUGACUGCAGCACUUUCCCUUCCCAAUAUGGCGCCGUCGCCCUCGACUAUCUCGGAAUGGGCGGCUGGGCUGGCUUGCAAGCGGUUACUAUUGCAGGUGGCUUGGUUAACCACAUUGUGACGGGUGUUUCAGGCCAGUCUUGCUCAGAGGGAAUGAUGUGCUCGUAUGCUUGCCCGCCGGGCUAUCAGAAAUCCCAGUGGCCUUCCACUCAAGGUGCUACCGGUCAAUCUGUUGGUGGCCUCUCUUGCUCAGGCGGCAAGCUUCACCUGACAAAUGCGGGUCUCUCGAACAACCUUUGCAUUCCUGGUGUUGGUGGUGUCCAAGCUACCAACGAUGCUAGCGGUGUCGUUGCCAUCUGCCGUACCGAUUAUCCUGGAACUGAGUCCGAAACCAUCCCAGUCGAACUUCAACCUGGCGAAACAGAGCCAUUGACCGUUCCUGAUGCGGCCACCUAUUAUGAGUGGCAAGGACAAUCAACUUCUGCACAGUAUUAUCUCAAUCCUAUUGGAAUAUCUGCCGCUCAGGGUUGCCAAUGGGGAUCACCCGGGGAAAACCUUGGUAACUAUGCCCCCAUCAACUUUGGUGUGGGUGCCAAAGGGGGUGUCACCUGGUUAUCGAUUUUCCAAAACUCUCCAACAACCAAUGCCCAGUAUCAAGGCACUGUUGAGUUGCAGGGUAAUCUGUCUGGAUCUUGCAAAUACUCGAACGGUCAAUAUUGCGGUGCUACUGGAUGCAACUCGCAAGGAUGCACUGUCUCCGUCAUAUCGGGCACUGCAACCUAUGUCAUCUCCAACUAA